AUGAUAUAUACGAGCUAUUCAGAGAAGGCAAUGGAAGGACCAAGUAUGGUUUAUUCCAAAGCUGUAGUGGCAGUACUGCUGUUGUUCAUGAUCAUGUUGGUCCUUAGUCUCUUAUCAGUCCCAGCAGUGGCUUCCAGAAAGCUACUGGAGUUUGUAGCAAUACCUGAUGACCAGCCUCAUGGAGGACAUUAUCCAGGUGGAGGCUGA
This is a messenger RNA of Linum trigynum, 207 nucleotides long. The record is from the annotation of a GenBank genome assembly. NCBI's taxonomy places the organism in Eukaryota, Viridiplantae, Streptophyta, Magnoliopsida, Malpighiales, Linaceae.